GUGUCAUUUUGAGUGACUAUUUUUUUUUUUUUUGUAAAUAUGUACAUAUUUUUGUAACUAUUAUUAUUAUCAGUUUUGUCAGCAGUGAUUUCAAGAUUAAAAAUUGGUCAGAGUGAAAGCGGAAUAAAUUACAAUUGGUAAUUAAUUAUUUAUAAAUUUAUAAAUAUCGGAAAAAAUGAUCAAAGACGUGGAAAUGGGAAACUGUAACAACAGCAGUGGAACUAGACAGCGGAGGUACUUUCCAAGAUUUUCUCUCAGGACUCUUUUGUACUCCAGUCCGCUGAUUGGCAGGAGGAUUGUCAGGACUGCCAGUUCUAAUAAUCGGAGCAAAGGUAAAGAUAGAACGAGUGAUGUUGAAGGUGGUGACAGCAAGUCUACUACUAAUUCCAAUAAUUUUUCACCAUGUGAUUUAUAUCGGGCACCUAGUCGUGGUUCUGUAUUGAGUUCUACUGCUGGAAAGAGCUCUGAAAAUAGAUUAUUUGAAUGUCCGCUGUGCCUAGCAGAAUUACCAAACGAAGCAUUCCCAUACAUUCAAACGUGUCUUCACCGCAGUUGUUACGACUGCUUCCAGCAGUAUUUAAAAGUUGAAAUUUCUGAGUCCAGAGUUAACAUCGCUUGUCCAGAAUGCGCUGAACCUUUGCAUCCAAAUGACAUAAGAAUGAUCCUUAAUGAUCGAGUUCAGCUGGAAAAGUACGAAGACUUCAUGGUUCGUCGUGUUCUCGCGGUGGAACCAGACGCUAGAUGGUGCCCCGCGCCGGACUGCAGUUUCGCGGUGAUCGCUUCAGGAUGCGCCAGCUGUCCUAAAUUGCACUGUAAGCGUCCAGGGUGUGAUUACUACUUUUGCUACCACUGCAAGGCGCGAUGGCACCCUAAUCAAACUUGUGACGCUGCUCGUGCUCAAAGAGCUCAGCAUUAUGAUCGUAGCUCUUCUAUGAGCUUUAGUCAGAGCGAUUCUCAGCACCGUGAUGAUAUAAAACCUUGUCCAAGAUGUCAAGUUUUAAUUGUCAAAAUGGAAGAUGGAAGCUGUAAUCAUAUGAUUUGUGCGGUUUGUGGUGCUGAAUUUUGCUGGCUGUGUAUGAAGGAAAUAAGCGAUUUACAUUAUUUAAGUCCAUCAGGAUGUACAUUUUGGGGUAAAAAACCCUGGUCAAGAAAGAAAAAAAUUCUUUGGCAAUUAGGAACCCUAGUCGGAGCUCCAGUUGGAAUUGGACUAGUUGCUGGUAUUGCUGUACCUGCUAUGAUAAUCGGUAUUCCAGUAUGGGUCGGCCGCAAGCUUUACGCCCGUUACUGCAAUGUAAAUAAACACAAGAGAAAUGCAUUUAUAAUUGGCGGUGUCACUGCAUCCAUUCUGGUCUCACCAGUCCUAGCAGGCUUAGCCGUAGGAAUAGGAGUUCCAAUAUUGUUAUUCUACGUCUACGGCGUGGUACCAGUGUCGCUUUGCCGAAGUGGUGGUUGUGGAGUGUCAACAGAUGGCUCUGGAGUGCGGUUCGACUUUGACGACGAGAACGAGUUGAUGGGGGCGCUGGGAGCGCGGAACAUAGGAGAUGCCGCGUCAAUCGACGUAGCGAGCCACCGCGGAGGGAAUCCAUCUAUCGGCGAAGCGUCUUUGUCUCUCGGAAGCGGCAGCCAGCUGGAGAAACUGGGCCGUGAGAACGACCGCGAGAGCGCUAGCAACGUCGCUUUGGCGGGAACAAGCUUGGCUGGCAGCAUUGCCUCGAGUGUCCUUCCUGGAGGUCAAAGAUUAGAGGUCCAAGCUGACGUAACCUCGACCCAGCGAUUCAGCCUGUGCAGCGAGACCGCUUCAGCUGCUACAAGCUUGUCAGAAAAAUCCGUCAAUGCUUCUAUAGCCGCCGAUGAUGGCGCUGCUUCUACCCGAGCUCUAGCCGGGUCUGUUCUUAAUUUUAAAAUGGAUACUACUAAAUCCGACGCCAUUAAUGAAACAACGAAUUCGGUUAAUGUUGAGUCUGCUGGUCAGGCCGCUUCUCUCAGCUCGCUGGAGGAAAUUGCUGCUGGAUUGGCCAAAAGGGCUCGCAGAAGGCCCACCUUGGACCGCCAGCACAGUGACUCGAGUACUUGGACUCCUGGAGCUAGUAAUGGUGGCAAUGAAGAUGGCGGCUCAGAGAGGGUUAGGUUUGAUGAUCAUGUCAGUUUUAUUGAGGCUGAUGAUAAUAAGAGGGACGACAGGGCCCUUAGUUUGAGGAGUAAGAAGAAGAAGGACGCUGAUGAUGGUGAUAAUUUUAAAUUGGCUAGAAGCCAAAUAUCAAACGACGAGCCAGAAUCAUUAGAACUAGAAGUCCGUGACAAAACAAACGUAGCAGCACUGCGGAGCAUUUUCUUCCACAACCAGACCUCUUCAGCCGUAAGUGAAUCUAAUAAACGUUUGCCAGUUAUUGAGGAGCCAAGCCCGGCCUCUAGUUCAACUACGCCAACAUCGCCAACAUCGAUUCCAACCGGGAACUCUGUUACAAACUCUGCUCCCGUCACAGUCAUCGCUCUUGACUAAUUAAUUAAAUUAAUUAAAUAAUAAUUCAACGGGUGGGGGAAGUUUGUAAUUAAAAAAUUAUUUUUAAAAAAAAAAAAAACAUUU
Molecule: messenger RNA, 2584 nt
Organism: Cotesia glomerata
Lineage: Eukaryota; Metazoa; Arthropoda; Insecta; Hymenoptera; Braconidae
Product: E3 ubiquitin-protein ligase RNF19A-like
Exons: 11
Coding region: 176-2500 (774 amino acids)
Biological process (GO): protein polyubiquitination; positive regulation of proteasomal ubiquitin-dependent protein catabolic process; ubiquitin-dependent protein catabolic process
Cellular component (GO): cytoplasm; ubiquitin ligase complex
Molecular function (GO): ubiquitin protein ligase activity; zinc ion binding; ubiquitin conjugating enzyme binding
Source: RefSeq, a predicted model, not a curated record